Molecule: messenger RNA, 1047 nt
Organism: Trichophyton rubrum CBS 118892
Lineage: Eukaryota; Fungi; Ascomycota; Eurotiomycetes; Onygenales; Arthrodermataceae
Exons: 2
Coding region: 1-1047 (348 amino acids)
Molecular function (GO): oxidoreductase activity
Source: RefSeq, a predicted model, not a curated record
AUGUUGAGCUCCGUCUUCCGGGCUGGUGUUGUCACACUGCUUCUCCAAGACGCCUUGUCUCUCAAUGCCGAGGGGGAAACCAUCAAAUCAGCGAAUGGCCAGGAGACCUUCCAUAUCAGCCAUCCAAUGCGGGUCUUUGACGAUGGCUAUUAUAAGUAUAUGACGCUCAUGUAUAAGCAUCUCGGCAUCAAGUGUGAUCCUCUCAAGUUCCUCUUCAGCUACUCCUUCAUACCCAAGGCAAUCCCGAGUCCGGAGACCCAAUCGGACCAGGCCCAGGAGGAACUCGCUCAGCCCAAAGUAACAUUCCUCUAUUCUUCAAACAACCACCGUCUCCCUCCUCUUCGUCCUGGUGGGCAGGGCUUCCUCUCGUGGCUCUGGGAGCUCAUCUAUGUUGCUUUCUUCUUCGGUUGGUUUUGUCUCGCCUGUUUCUGGAUAGAUGCCCGCAAGGAUGAUCAACUCGAGACCUUGGAGGAAUACUUCAACCGUGUCCGUCUCCCACGGCACUUUGUGUAUCGGUAUAUCCUGCCUCCGUUCGCUACUUUGUCAACAUGCAAUCAUGCUGAAAUGCUCAGCUUUCCGGCCCAUGACAUAGUACAGUACGUUCGGCGCACAUAUAGAGCACCGCACUACCUCGUCCGUGAAGGAACGCAGAUAGUCGAAGAUACCCUCUCGAAGGGCCUGAACAUCCGUCUUGGAGCCCGAGUCACCUCCGUCCGUCCAACCGGCUCUUCGGUCAUGGUAUGCUGGGAAUCAACAUCCUCUGCCUCCGAGCUCGCCGGUGAAAAGAUACCGCCCAUGUCCAGCUGCCAGAGAAAAUUCGACCGUGUCAUCCUGGCCGUGCCGCCAAAUAUCGUGGGAGCCAUCUUUGAACCGCUCCGAGAAGAAACGUCUUUCUUGCCCACGAGAUCGGUCGAAUCCCUAAUCCAUACAGAUGCUUCCACCUUGCCAAUCAUCUAUUCAGAGCCCGUCAAGGCUCAACAACGUCCAAGGAAGAAGUGGAAUGGGGCCAUUUCCGCUCCACGGUCGAUCAACGGAGUCGAUACAUGA